GUUGUAUCAACUCAUUCAGCCUAAUCUCGUCUACAUUAUUAAAAUCUCUUUUCAUUUGACCGUCGACCUCAAAGAAAUCCAGGUCGGAAUGAACUUAGUCCUCUUCAUUUUGAAUCAAUGAAUAAUUUGGAAUUUCUCCUCUGCUCUUAUACCAAACAAACAUAAAUUGCGAAGUUUGUGGCCGCCUCAAUUAUCUGAGAGGUUUGAAAAUGGCGGCUUUGAACGCCUCUGUCAUCCUCAGUUAUAAACCCCAAUUUGGGAUUAAAGGCACUCAGUUUCUGCAACAUAUCAAUAGCAGCACCUCCACCAUUAAAGCACAGCCUAUUUUAUCUUCCGUCACCUGCUCAUUAGCUAACGCCCGUCCUCACACUCCAUUAAACAGACGCCCUCAAAACGUAGAUGGAGAAUUUUAUGUCAAUCAUGAGUGCAUCGACUGUGACGUAUGCAGGUGGAUGGCCCCUGAAAUUUUUGAAAGGAGUGAUGGGCAGUCAGCGGUAUACAAACAACCAACCUCUGCUAAAGAAAGAACAGCAGCUUUGCAGGCUUUGCUAUCUUGUCCAGUGGCAUCCAUACGUACUGAGAAUCCUCCCUCUGAUAUUUUAGAUGUGCAUUUGACUCUGCCUCUUCCUAUUGAUGAGAAGAGUCUCCCAGGUGUCUAUCACUGUGGUUAUCAUUCCAGAAAGUCCUAUGGUGCAACUUCAUACCUAAUCAAGCAUCCAGAGGGGAACAUACUUGUUGACAGUCCAAGCUAUAAAGGAAAACUUGUGCACCAAAUAGAAGCACUUGGUGGGGCUCGCUACAUGUUCCUUACCCACAGAGAUGAUGUGGCUGAUCAUGAUAAAUGGGCAAGGAAGUUAUCUUGUGAACGCAUAUUGCACAAAUAUGAGGUACAAUCUCAUACUGCAGAUGUAGAAAGAAAAAUUGAAGGCCAAGGACAAUGGAGUCUUAGUCCAGACAUUGAUCUUAUUUUUACACCAGGUCAUACAGAGGGCUGCGUCUCACUCUUCUAUAAGCCACUCAAGGCCCUAUUCACAGGGGAUCAUCUUUUUGCUUCAGCCGAUGGUGAAUUGGCCAUUUCAAAAAUUUAUAACUUUUACUCAGUAGAAAAACAACUGGAGAACAUCCAAUCUCUUUUGCAACUGGACUUCGUCUGGAUUUUGCCAGGGCAUGGUAGGAGAAUUGAAUUUAAGAGUAUCAAUGAGAAAAAUGCAGCAAUUGAGAAACUACUCAUGAAAUAUUCUCUUCAGUUAGUCUGACCUUUAUGCUGAAAUCGAGUAAUUUUCAAAGGCACGGCUCUCUUACUGACAAAAAUGUUACAAAGCACGUGAUAUAUUAAUGCAUGUUUAUUUUUAACCAAAGUUUGUUUGCCCCAUAUAUAAAAUAAGGGUCCAACAAGAACAUUCAAAUUGCAUGUUAGUAAAAUUUAUAAACAACAGUAACGUAUGCAUGAGUAUAUUCGACGUUCUGAAUUUGUAUAUUAAUAUGAUUAUGACAUUGUAUAAUAA
Messenger RNA from Cryptomeria japonica (Japanese cedar), 1505 nucleotides. RefSeq lists its product as uncharacterized. Bases 210 to 1256 code for a protein of 348 amino acids. Lineage: Eukaryota; Viridiplantae; Streptophyta; Pinopsida; Cupressales; Cupressaceae. The transcript is spliced from 11 exons. The record is from RefSeq and is a predicted model, not a curated record.